AUGGCUGCAACGAGAUGCCAACUCCGCUGGGCACUUAGGUUAACAGCCUUUGCAGUUUUUCUCCUCUUAUUCUAUGUUCGGCAAUUUCUCAUCGACAAUUUGUGGCCGGCGAAGCCGGCGCCGGAAGAAUGCUUGUGCGGUGGAGAAAAUGUGAGUUCAAUUUAUCACGCAUGCCAAAAAUUUACUCAAAAAAUAUUUUUACAAAAACUAAUUUUAGUUCUGCUUCAAAGGAGUGGACGAUGACGGCAGAAUUGUUUUCGGCAAGAAAUUCCCUUGCACGGAGGAGAACUUGAGGAACCUGAAAAAGUUGAGUCUGCUGCAAGAGGACAUUGAUUCAACCGAGGAAUUUCAACAUUUGAUCGGGCAUGGUUGGCAACCCACCAUCAUUACAUAUGGGACGGAGAAAACGUUUGGAUAUCUGAAAAAGAUGGCGAUGAAUACGGCCAAGUAUUACCCGGCGGGCAGGAUUAUUGUCUACGAUUUUGGAUUCACAGAGGCGCAGGUAGGAACGCUUCUUACUCAUAGCGGAUUUUAAACGGAAAAUGAGGCAGGCACUCAAACUUUGCGGAAUUAAACGACACUUCCGCAAGCAAUGGGACGAAUUUUAUAGUUUCGUUGACCCAUAGCCGAUAAAUACAUAUUUAAAAUUUUGUCAUCAUUUCUAAAAUCGUGCUUAUCCUUUUCUUAAACCUUGCUUGCGUAUAUAACUUUGGCUAUAUCAGUUUGUUGGGAAAAUAAUGUGGAUUCGUCUUGGAAUCGCCGAUCAUCGCUUUGCAACAGCUCGCUGCAGCUGGAUAUUUAAUGCGUGACUCUGACAAGGCGGCGAGACAUUUUGCUGAGACAAGUCCACAUUAUUUUCCCGACAGACUGAAAUCACUGCCCAGCGGAACAUCUCUGCAACAAAGUCCCAGACAAUAAAACCUGUCAAUAACAAAAAUUUUCAAACCAAAAAAGCCUCCGUAAAACGAAGCCAUUGCUGCUAUUUUUUGCUUAUUCCGGACGAUCCGUUUAUUGCAUUACAUUGAAAAUGACUAUGAAGAAAUGUCCACUUCCGUAUUUUACAACUCUUGCUCUUAUAGAAAAAAGAAAUGCGUUGGUGGUGCAACUGUUACACGGCCAAUUUCACACUAUCUGAAUGGCCGGAGUCUCUGCAGCAGAUGGGAGAGCGAGCCUAUCAAUUCGUCCUCGUCGACGCCAUGGACAAGUUUGACUCCAUCAUCUAUGCCGACCCUACAACUCGAUUCAAAGUCGAGAAUGCUGGGGUUUCCAUCUCUUUGAUCGAUUAUUUAUUCAAAAUCAAAUUCUCAUUCCUCCCAACAUCCGUCCCUUUGACAAUGACAACACAAACCGUUGCCUCAAUUACUCAUCGAGGUAGAGUGCAACUUGCUUUAAUAAAUAUUUGAAUUUUUAGGGAUGUACGAGUACUUUCCAAUCCCAUAUCAGGCCACGCAGAUGACCGCAAUGUCCGGAAAGUCAAUGUUUUUGAUUGACAGCAAGUACACCCGCGAAAUGAUGAAAUGGUAGGCUAAUUUAGAAAUUUUAUGUGGAAAUAUUAUCCCUCCUGGUAGACAUAACGCUAAGAAAAUUUGAUGAACUCAUAAAAAGAAUUACAAAUUUUGAUCAACUUUUGUGCUAAAAGUCUAGGUUCUUUCUGCAAAGCGCGAGCUAGAAAUCAAGCCUUUAUGUUGUAGAAAAGUACUGUAAGUUUGCGUCAAUUUUCAUUAAAAUCUGAGCUUCGCACUUUGAGAACUUCCGCUUCAGAGAAACGGCCCUAUUUUUAGAUAGGAUGACCAAUUUAAGUGCUUUUUGAUGCUUUUAAAGCCCCAAUUUGACGAACAACACUCCCAUGUUCUACAUUUUGCAAUUCUUCAGCAAAUUCCGACCUUGCUUUUCUUCUGUUAUUUUCAUCGGCUUUAGGUGGUAUCUCUGCUCCACGACGCCCGAGUGCCUUGCGCCACAGAAUUCGACGGACGAAUGCAAGGAAAUGACCGACAAUCCGAGCAAGAACACGAAAUGCCAUCAUCACGCCGAGUCGUUCUGGAAUGUUUACGAGAUUGCUCAUCUGUUCGGGGAACAGAAGGCCGCCGUUCGCUACGGCUAUGCACCACGCUGGAGCGAGCUCACACCGGCGCUCAUCGAACGAGCCGAUAAUGUCCGAGCGGCGCUGUUAAGGAAGCUGACCAUUGAUCGGGUGGAAUAUCGGUACGAUACGAAAGAAGACGAAUUGCAUUUGCCGUGCAUGGGAGAGCGACCGUGGUUCGGCUGGUUCUUGGAGGGAAAACAGUACGAGACGGAUUAG
Messenger RNA from Bursaphelenchus xylophilus (pine wood nematode), 2299 nucleotides. Lineage: Eukaryota; Metazoa; Nematoda; Chromadorea; Rhabditida; Aphelenchoididae. The record is from the annotation of a GenBank genome assembly.